Messenger RNA from Poecilia reticulata (guppy), 2836 nucleotides. RefSeq names its product adaptor related protein complex 4 subunit beta 1 (gene ap4b1). Lineage: Eukaryota; Metazoa; Chordata; Actinopteri; Cyprinodontiformes; Poeciliidae. Gene Ontology annotation, biological process: vesicle-mediated transport; intracellular protein transport. Gene Ontology annotation, cellular component: membrane coat; clathrin adaptor complex. The record is from RefSeq and is a predicted model, not a curated record.
AUCCACUGAGCUGCAGAAGAAAAUGAAACAUGGCGGCUGUAAAUAAACUAGUCAUCAAAGCAGGCUAUCCUGGAUAAAAUGAGCAGUUUGAAGUUCUGCUGACUAAUAAUUUGGUAAUACUUUAUAUUGAACCUAUCUUGUGUUAGUCUACCCUGUGUCACCUCUAAUAUUAAGAUGGUAACAGGUAAUUUAUAGUUUUUCUAGUUCUCAUCAUGCCGUAUCUGAGUGGUAAGGAGAUGGUGAAGGAGCUCAGGAGGGCUCUGUCGAACCCCAACAUCCAGUCCGACCGUCUGCGGUACCGGAACACCGUGCUCAAAGUCAUCAGGGCUAUGUCUCAGGGCGUGGAUGUGUCCGACCUGUUCAGUGAAAUGGUGAAAGCCUGCGCCACAGUGGAUGUCGUCCAGAAGAAACUGGUGUACGUCUUCCUGUGUUGCUAUGCCCACCUGAACCCAGAGCUGUCCCUUCUGGUCGUCAACACUCUGAGGAAAGACUGCCUGGAUCCCAACCCCAUGGUGCGCAGCCUGGCCCUGAGGAGCAUGACCAACCUGAGGUUGUCCAGCUUAGUGGAGUAUGUGGAGCAACCUCUGACCGCAGGGCUGAGAGACAGGGCGGCUUGCGUCCGACGGGUGGCCGUCCUUGGUUGGGCCAAGCUGCACAAUCUCCAACCUGGCUCUGAAAUAGACGGCGCGGUGGUGAACGAGCUGUACAGCCUGCUGAGGGACCCGGACCCCGUGGUGAUGGUGAACUGCCUCAGAGCUCUGGAGGAGGUCCUGAAGGACGAGGGGGGUGUCGUCAUUAACAAGCCCAUCACUCAUCACCUCCUCAACAGGCUAAAGGAGUGUGACACUUGGGGCCAGUCGGAGGUGCUGAGGGUCCUCCAGCGGUACCAGCCCCAGUCAGAAGACGAGCUCUUUGACAUCCUCUCCCUGCUGGACUCCUCCCUGGUCAGCCCCCACCCUCCAGUCAUGGCGGCCACCCUCAGCCUCUUCCUGAGCCUCUGCUCCGGCCUUCCUGCGGUCAGCCAGGCCGCCCUGGAGCGAGUGCGAGGACCUCUGCUGGCCGCAUGCGGGAGUGGAUCGAGGGAGAUGAGGUUUACGGCCCUCUGUCAUAUACAGCUGCUGUUGCGUUCCAUCCCCGGCCUGCUGGGAGAGCACUACAAGCGUUUCUUCUGUAGCUACGCUGAACCGGCCUACAUCAAGCGCAGAAAAAUGCAGGUGCUGGUAGAGCUGGUGAAUGAUGAGAACGUUAUAAUGAUCCUGGAUGAGCUGAAGGGUUACUGCACUGACGUCAACACAGACACCGCUCAGGCCGCCAUAUCAGCCAUUGGACGCAUCGGCCGAAGCUACAGCGACAAAUGUCUGGAGAUUCUCACCGGGCUGCUCGGGCUGAAACAGGAUCAGAUAACCUCUGCGGUGGUGCAGACGAUCCGUGAUCUGGUCUGGGCGUGUCCUCAGUGCAGCGAUGCAGUGUCUUCAGCCCUGGAGGGCUGCGAGGAAGUGCUGCAAGACAGCCAGGGCAGGCAGGCGUUGCUGUGGCUGCUGGGCGCCUAUGGGGAGAGGAUUUCCAGCGCCCCCUACACGUUGGAAGCGUUCAUCGACGGAGUGAGAAGCGAGACCUCCAUGGAGUUGAAGAUGGAGCUGCUGACGUCCACCAUGAGGCUGUUUCUGUGUCGUCCUGCUGAGACUCAGGACAUGCUGGGGAGGCUGCUGCACUACUGCAUAGAGGAGGAGAGAGACAUGUGUGUGCGUGGCCAGGCUCUUCUCUAUUACCGCUUGUUGCAGCGUGGGAUCGGAGAGACCCGAAAUGUUCUCCAGGUCCGGAGAUCGGACCCCUCCAUAGGCGUUUUAAUCGGCCGCCAGGCCGAACCCAUUAGCCAGUGGGUGAGCAGCUUUAACACUCUGGAGCCUCUGCAGCACUGUUCAGUAGAAGUAGAGUCAACCAGUAGGGGGAGCCCAGAACACCUGGCAUCUAUUCCCAAACCAAACGAAGACCUUCCGGACAAUCUGGACUGCAGACAACUUGAGAUGGUUCAUUUAGGUUCAGACGGCGCCGCUCAGCGUUUGGGCGGCCCGGCUGGCCUCCCGGCUCCCGGCGCCGAGCCCAGUGUCACUCUGUCUCUUUCUCCACCCGUCACCCCGGAGGAGUUUGAGUGCCUGUGGAUGCAGCAGCGUGCUUCGCAUCCAGAACAAGAGUCGGCCGAUGAGGGAGAUAACGGCACGUGGAUAGAGGACACCAUCAGGUGUGGGGCCGUGCCCCACUGCUCCCCACAGAGCCUUCACGCCGCCAUGCAGCUCGUCAACAUCCAGACGCUUGCCUUCACGCCGUCACACACGCUCCCGUGGAAAGUCUUCCUUUACACGCACACCUUGCGCGCCGACACAUCCUGCAGCACGCUGGUGCUGGGGGAGCUGCUGUACGCCGGAGAGCUAAAUCCAAAACGCUCAGCUGAAGGAGAGAUGGAGGGCAAUGAACAAACGCAAGCAACGGCGGAUGGAGAUAAGGAAGUUAAAGUGACUCUUUGGCAGCAGCCGCAUGAUGUUAGCUCCCUGAGGGUCUUUCUGUCAGUCCUAACCACUGUACUGCACACACUUUCCUCUGAGGUGGCUAAGCCUAAAGUGAGUUGUUUAGUUCCAUCGUGAUGUUAUCCAGUGCCUUGAAAACUGAUGUGGGUGAGAAAAGGAUGACUUGACUUUGACACGGUAACAGGAAAGUACACACUUGUUACAUAUGAGGCUGGGUAAAAUGUGCACAAAAGCUGUUCAUAUUUUCUGUUUAAUCAUAUCCAUAGUGUGCUACACUAUGAAAAGCUAAAUAAAAAUCAACUGAGAUUCAUGAA